AUGGCUUCUCGCUACGAACUCCAAGUUCGGGUGGCAUCAGCCCGCCGGCUCAAGAACGUCAACUGGCGCCACGGCCCCAACCGCCCGUACGCCGUCGUUUGGGUCGACCCCAAUAACAAGUGCUCCACACGUGUGGACGAGGACGGCGACACCCAGGCCAACUGGGACCAAACGCUCAUCAUUCCGUUGCCGCCGGAGCCCCUCCAGGACCUCACUCUCUUCAUCGACGUCGUCCACGCCGCUUCUGAGCACGAGGACACCAAUCCCUUCAUCGGCUCGGCUCGGCUCAGUCUUCUCGACGUCGGAAUCGGCGAGUGCGCAACCCACGCCUUCACGCUCAAGCGCUCUUCCGGAAGACCUCAAGGCAAGGUUGAGGUUAGCGCGACUGUCAGAGAACCGGCCUACCGCACGCAGGGGGGAUACUGCACUCCUCCUUACGGCGUCCCCCCGCCCCAGCAGCCUCAAACAGCCUCAAACGGGGAAGAAGUUUUAUUUAAACUAAUUUAA
Molecule: messenger RNA, 507 nt
Organism: Sphenostylis stenocarpa
Lineage: Eukaryota; Viridiplantae; Streptophyta; Magnoliopsida; Fabales; Fabaceae
Source: the annotation of a GenBank genome assembly